UUGCAGAAUCAUCCGGACUUUGAAGCACUCAAAGCGCGCUAUUACCGUAAUCUCUUCGACACUGGCCAGGAAGGAAAAGCUGCGGAGAUAUCGGAACGUGAUGGUGAUUUGCUAACAGCUGUUGAUCUGUACUUGAAAGCAAACCUGAGCGCUCAGGCAGCACUUCUUCUUCUUUCCAAUCCGAAGCUUCUUUCCAAAAACGACUUAGUGCAGAAAGUUGCCGCUGCAACUACACGCUCGGGACUGUUUGAAAAGGCAGGGGAACUGUUCGAAGCAACGAAUGAUUUCGAACGAGCUUUGGAAAGUUACCGCAAGGGAAGUGGCUAUGCAAAAGCAAUUCAGCUGGCACGAAUUCACUAUCCGGAGAAAGUCGUUUCUCUGGAAGAAGAAUGGGGUGAUUGUUUAGUUGCGGAAGCGAAUUACGACGCAGCCACCAAUCAUUUUCUAGAAAGCGGAAAAACGGCAAAAGCACUUGAUGCUUCCAUCAAAGCCAAACAGUGGGACAAAGCAGCGCAAAUUGUUGAUGGACUCGAGGACAGCAGCCUGGCAAAGCAGUAUUAUGGAAAAAUUGCUGACCAUUACGCAACUGUCGGCGAUCUAGAACGAGCGGAAAUGCUGUAUAUUGAAGCAAACAUGCGAAAAGAAGCCAUCGAAAUGUAUAAUAAAGCUAAUCGUUGGACCGACUCAUAUCGAGUAAGUGUCCCAUCAGAUCAUGAGUUUUUAAUUCGAAUAUCGAUCCUAACAUUAAAAAAUUAUUUUCCAUCAGUUUCCCUACAGAUUAAGGGCAGAAAUCAUGACUGGGUGUGUGUAUGCUUGUAUGUGGAUGAGUGCGUGCGCGCAAAUACGUACAUGCGGAUAAGUGCAUGUGAGUAUGUGUGUGUGUGUGUGUGAGU
This is a messenger RNA of Gongylonema pulchrum, 893 nucleotides long. The record is from the annotation of a GenBank genome assembly. NCBI's taxonomy places the organism in Eukaryota, Metazoa, Nematoda, Chromadorea, Rhabditida, Gongylonematidae.